CAUCGACUUUUCUUUACGUUGGCAGCCUUGUCAAAACAUCGAAUCCUUUCCGGUUGUCAAAAUCGCAGGCCGAAAUGGGUUUAAAGUACGAACUCUGUGUGGGUCUCAACAGGGGACACAAAACCAGCAAAAUCAGGAAUUUGCGGUAUACUGGAGACAAGAAGUUGAAAGGACUCCGCCCCGAUCGGCUAAAAUGUGUUCAGACGAAGCACACAAAAUUCGUGAGGGAUAUUGUGCGUGAGGUGGUUGGACAUGCUCCCUAUGAGAAGCGCUGCAUGGAAUUGCUGAAGGUGUCUAAGGAUAAGCGUGCCCUGAAGUUCCUGAAACGUCGCCUGGGCACUCACAUCCGUGGCAAGAGGAAGCGUGAGGAACUGUCCAACAUUCUGACACAGAUGCGCAAGGCUCAGGCCCAUGCCAAGUAAAAUUUUUCCAGGAGGAAUAAAGAUGAUUAAAAACAAAAAA
Molecule: messenger RNA, 462 nt
Organism: Phlebotomus papatasi
Lineage: Eukaryota; Metazoa; Arthropoda; Insecta; Diptera; Psychodidae
Gene: RpL36
Product: 60S ribosomal protein L36
Exons: 3
Coding region: 75-422 (115 amino acids)
Biological process (GO): cytoplasmic translation
Cellular component (GO): ribosome; cytosolic large ribosomal subunit
Molecular function (GO): structural constituent of ribosome
Source: RefSeq, a predicted model, not a curated record